AUGGCGUGCCCUCAGUCUAUCAUCAUUGUGGGAUCAGGUGUCUUUGGUUUAUCCACAGCAUAUUCCAUGGCCAGAGAUCCAGCUUUCUCCCAGACAAAAAUCACAUUGGUCGAUUCAUGGAAUUUUGAGUCUUCCACCAGCCCGGGCAUUUCGGUCAGCAACCCAGGCGCGGCCAACCACGACACAUCCCGCAUCAUUAGGAGCGAAUAUCCCCACGGACCUUAUGCAGUUCUUGCAAAGGAAGCUCACAAGCAAUGGCGAGGAGUGUGGGGCGCGAAUGGCCGCUACACAGAGCGAAGACUUCUGCUUUCUGCACAGGGCAGUUCUUUGAAAAGCCCGAAGCGAACUGGCGAGACUGUCAAUUAUGUGAAAAACGCGUAUGACCUCAGCUGUCGGCUCUCUGAGGGGGGCAAGGAUGGCCUUAAAGUUCUUGACUCGCUGCGUGAUAUUCGUUCAGAGCUAGGACUGUCGACCACGCCUUCCCUGGCUGUCGAAAAGGAUCUGCGGGGUUAUGUCUCGCUGGAUGCUGGAUGGGCCGAUAGCGGAGCAAGCAUAGCCUGGCUGCGCCAAAUGGUUCUCCGGACUGGUCGCGUCCACUUCCGCACUGGAUUUGUUCAGUCUCUCGUUUAUGCCGAACAAAGCUACGUGGUUAGAGGUGUCCGAUUGGAUGAUGAGCACGAACUGUUUGCAGACCUUACUGUCAUCGCUGCAGGUAGCCACACUCCUCGAAUUCUUGGAAUGGACAAACUCUGCGAUGUGUAUAGCGAGAUAGUAGCCUACAUUCGGCUGUCACCAGAAGAAUGUGCUCAUUUCGAACAAUUAAAACUUCCUAUCAUCGUUAAUGCAGAUCGCUGUGUGUUUGCGAUCGCCCCAGAUCGCGAGGGCUUCCUGAAACUAGGAAAGUUCUCACACAGCGGGCUUAUUGAUGUCAGACAAUGCGCAGGGGUGACCAUUGGACCUCGAGCAAGCCGCCUCCCGGCUCGUGAGCAAUGGAAAAAAUCGCAAUUUGGCUGGGGAGGGGACAUUGAGCCGACCGAGAAACUUGAUCAGCGGGAGCAGCAGACCCUGGCAGACUACAGAGAGUUCUUGAAUGAGCUUUUCGAACCUCCCAGCAUUACCGAGGUAGAACGCCCCGAGACUAUCGCUCGUCGGCCGUUCGCGAAGAUUCGUCGGUGCUGGUACACUGAUACCCCAUCGACAGACUUCAUUGUUGAUUACCACCCUAGUUCGCAAGGGACGCUUUUCGUGGCAUCGGGAGGUUCGGACCAUGCUUUCAAGUUCUUACCGGUAAUCGGAGACAAGGUCACUGGUAUUAUCCUAAGAGGUCGGGGUGUACCAUCUGGCUCCGAUCAUGAUGCCAAUUUGACUGCACUACGCGAGGCUUGGAAAUUUCCACGUAUACCAUCUACAAGUAAGCUCUGA
Molecule: messenger RNA, 1422 nt
Organism: Penicillium verhagenii
Lineage: Eukaryota; Fungi; Ascomycota; Eurotiomycetes; Eurotiales; Aspergillaceae
Gene: fmpA
Product: fructosyl amino acid oxidase fsqB
Exons: 2
Coding region: 1-1422 (473 amino acids)
Molecular function (GO): flavin adenine dinucleotide binding; sarcosine oxidase activity; proline dehydrogenase activity
Source: RefSeq, a predicted model, not a curated record